CGAACUACCCGUCAGAGAGCAUUGCAGCGGCGUCAGAUAUGUGUGCGCUUGCAAUUGCGGCAGGAUUCAAGGCUCGAGGGAAGAUCCAUUUAGUCUGAAACAGGCGAAUUACGACUAUUUCCAGAUGUUGGCGAAACAAUGCGGUUGCGCGCAAUUGGAACUCGUGCAGUUCCCCGUGUUUCAACCCAGCACACAUAACUACAGAGCAGCACAAUUAUUUCCAGCAACGAAACGUCACGAUUCCUUCAGCCGCAACGGAUCCUCUACGCCACAAGACACGCAAGCUUGCAGUUUAGGUGCCGAUACCUUGAAUGGCAA
Molecule: messenger RNA, 318 nt
Organism: Wasmannia auropunctata (little fire ant)
Lineage: Eukaryota; Metazoa; Arthropoda; Insecta; Hymenoptera; Formicidae
Product: protein SMG8-like
Exons: 2
Biological process (GO): nuclear-transcribed mRNA catabolic process, nonsense-mediated decay
Source: RefSeq, a predicted model, not a curated record